UAUUUCUUUACUAAUUCGGUCAAAAACGCCCACUUUUGUUUAGUAUAUUAUGAUAAGAAAUAGAAGGUGAACAUCAUUUGAAGAUAAGGAUAAAAAGAAGAUGAAGUAUUUAAUUAUACUGAGUGUAUUAGGAAUUGCGUGGUGUUCCAAUUUUCAUUUACGAUCAAGAAGCAUUAUUACAUGUACGAAAUCAUAUGACUGUACUUCAACUGCACCAUGCUGUAGGGAUGCAAACAAUAAUACACUUACUGGCCAGCAAGACCACUUCGCUCCGGUUCUAGGAGGUUCAACUGCAAGUGGAACUUGUUCCAGUGUACUUGGAAAGAAGGGUGAUGUUUGUGACUCUUCUUGUGGAUGUGAAUCAGGUUAUACAUGUUAUCGACCAAUGUCUGGAGUAUGCUGUCCUCCAAUGAGAUGUUAUGAUGCCGCUUGGGUGAAACAACAACAACAUCACUGGGCUAACUGUCACCCACCAACAUGUUUUUACCCUCCAUAAUUAAUGCUAUAAGAAAAUAAAACAAUUAUACCUAG
Mytilus trossulus (common blue mussel) is the source of this 531-nucleotide messenger RNA. RefSeq lists its product as uncharacterized. The transcript has 4 exons. The record is from RefSeq and is a predicted model, not a curated record. Lineage: Eukaryota; Metazoa; Mollusca; Bivalvia; Mytilida; Mytilidae. Bases 101 to 496 code for a protein of 131 amino acids.